GCAAUCUGUACUCAACGGUACCACUUGCAACAAACUGCGCAACACCUGUCUAAUAUACUUUUACUGAAGCCUAUCGGAAGAAGCUAUAAGCUAGGGGUCUAGAAGAACUUGGUCCAGAGCACGAAGAGAUUGGAUAUGGCGUCUGCAGCAGUCAACGGCGAUCGAGCGACAGAUCUUACAGAGACUGUUGUCACGCUUCAGCAAACGAUACGGAAGUUUAUAAGAGACGCAAAAGCAGGACGCGAGGGCUUUGUGUUAAGACCAAUAGCUCCUACCAACGAUCAAGCGAACAUGGCAUACGUAAGCGUAACGUCUGCUGACGAGGAGACCGAGGAUCAAUUGCAAGUUUUGAAAGAACGGCUACAGAUCUCAGAACAGCAGCUGCGAUCCAGAGGUGACUGGCAGCCACCACAACAGCUACCCAAUCUGUCAAUAUCGGCUAUUCUAGACCUCGCUGACCUUUCCAACGCUGUUACGCUAUUGGACCAUUUGAUCAACUCUACAAAAUCAACUCAACAGAAUACUCCACAAACUACCUUGUCAUCAUACACCUGGACUUGGGAUCCCACAUGGCAUGAGUUCUACACCUACAUACCCGCUCAACAGGUCUGGGUCUAUCUUUCACGAUGGAAGUUAAACGAAAUCAGAAACGUUUGGGAGCACGUGAGCAUGUCUGGUGUCAAUCUGAUGCCGAAUGUUGCAGCAGAGAUGCUUGGUGCUUGGGAAGACUGGGUUUGGGAUCCUACUUGGCAACGGUGGUAUCUGCAGGUGGACGAAUUUGAUACUAGCGAGAAGAGCCAGAUCUUUGCAAGUCCAUGGCGCAUACGCGACGACGGCGAAUGGGUCUAUGUUGGCGAAACAGAGGUUGUAAUCUAGCGGGAUUCGUCUCUUUGAUACCGGUGCGAUACCAUGGACGACAUGACCUGCACUAGCAAUAGUCUGUUGAACACCGAGACGCAUGAGCAUUGUGCGUGAACCACGCAUGUGAGACUAAGAGGUUAGUUCGGCGAACAACAACAAAGCCC
Molecule: messenger RNA, 1025 nt
Organism: Alternaria alternata
Lineage: Eukaryota; Fungi; Ascomycota; Dothideomycetes; Pleosporales; Pleosporaceae
Exons: 1
Coding region: 136-876 (246 amino acids)
Source: RefSeq, a predicted model, not a curated record